This is a messenger RNA of Vicia faba (fava bean), 1137 nucleotides long. NCBI's taxonomy places the organism in Eukaryota, Viridiplantae, Streptophyta, Magnoliopsida, Fabales, Fabaceae. The record is from the annotation of a GenBank genome assembly.
AUGAGGGAGCAAUCUGAGAACAGGAGUGCCAAGCCAGGCACAAAGGAGAAGAAGAAAAGUGAGUUUGAGUUCUGCAAGGUCUGCAAUAUAAAUUACGACCAAGGUAUCCGCCACAAGUACUUUCCUAAACACAAAAAAUCCCUUUCCACCUUCCUCUCUCGCUUCCAAAACAAACUCUCCGACGUUCGCUACUUCCUCAAAACGCCUACCUCUCUCAGUCCCCAACUAGCUUCCCGUAAUCGCUUCUGGUGUGUUUUCUGUGACCAAGAUAUCAACGAGCUCGUCACUUCCUUUGCUUGUGAAAAUGCAAUUCGUCACUUAGCAAGUGUGGAACAUGUGAAUAAUUUGAAGCACUUCUUUUGGAAAUAUGGUGGCGCGAUGGAUCAGCUGGAUGUGUUUAAAGUUUCUGAUAAUGAUAUUGCGAAGUGGGAAAAGAGGUGCACGGCCCUUAAAAAAGAAGCUUCAUUGCUAAGUGAGGGAAGUCCCGGAGCUGUUUUUAGACCUUCAAGUGGAAUGAGUAUCAGUGCAAAUCCUCUUGCGUUGCAGGAUUUUGCAGUUGGAAGGAGUGGCUAUUCUCUCCCAUGUAAUGGCGGGCAAUGGUCAAGUGAUGGCUACACGAGCAAUAAAGUGCAGCUUCUUGAUAAUGGUAAAGGGGUCAACGGAGAGAGCAGUCAGCAAGGUAUACAGAUGCUCACCAGAAUCUCUAUUGGACCUGCUGAAAAUAAUGGUGGAAAUGUUCAUUCUGGAGCACCGCCACCUUGGUUUGAAACAACAGAAGUAGUUCAGAUACUUUCUAAGCCUGUUUCAAGACAAUUUGUCUCCCAUUCAAACAAGUCAGGGAAGCACAAAAAGUUGAAUCCUAAACGCGUUGGAGCUGCUUGGGCCGAAAAGAGAAAGAUUGAAAUGGAGAUGGAAAAGAGAGGGGAGAUUGUGAGGAACGAAUGCGAUGCCAACUGGCUUCCUAAUUUUGGUAGAGUUUGGCAAUCUGGUAGCAGAAGAGAAUCAAGAAAAGAAUUUGAGAAGGAGAAACAAAAGUUGUUAAAUGUUGAAACUCAAUCUGAGAUGCCAAUCAAGAUACAACCCUAUGUUAGCAAAAGAAUGCGGAUGGAUAGUGGCGCUGAUCAUGCAAGUGGGUGA